AUGGCGCAAACUCCACCAUUGGCAAGGGCAACAUAUGUUUCCUCUCUCUCUAUAUCUCUCGCCCUCUCUCUCUCCCCUAAACUCAGCCAUGGCAAUCUAUCUGCCCUCACCAUUGACGAUUCUAUCAUCGCUCACCCAAAUAUCUACCUAAACUCAGCCAUGGAGGUCCACGGUAUUGGCGCCAUUCUUGAUUACACUAUCAAUGGUGGUGACUUCUUCGCACCACCGGUGGUUGUGCCAUUUUUUCCGACCGGGAAAAUCAUAGGUAGCCGGAGGUCUGAUGUAGCAUGCAUGUGCACUGAGUUUCUAAUGAUUUUCUCGAUUGUUUGUGCUGUUUUUGCAUUCAAGAUUCUUAGAAACCCUCUUGCUCGUUGAUGGGUUUGUUCACAAAUCAAUGAUUGUGGCUGUUUUUGUUCUGCAAAGGUAGUCUAAGCACCAUUAGAUGAAAGGAAAGAUGAGUAUGGGGUUUUUUUUUGUUAUUGGGUUGGGUCAUUGUUAACAGUACCGGCUAUUCUUCUUGAAUAUGGGGCUAUUUUGUUUUUAUUUUCUGCAUUAGUCUGUGAUUUUAGAAUGCAAAAAAU
Ilex paraguariensis (yerba mate) is the source of this 581-nucleotide messenger RNA. The record is from the annotation of a GenBank genome assembly. NCBI's taxonomy places the organism in Eukaryota, Viridiplantae, Streptophyta, Magnoliopsida, Aquifoliales, Aquifoliaceae.